This is a messenger RNA of Saccoglossus kowalevskii, 966 nucleotides long. RefSeq names its product somatostatin receptor type 2-like. Gene Ontology annotation, molecular function: neuropeptide binding; G protein-coupled receptor activity. Gene Ontology annotation, cellular component: neuron projection; plasma membrane. Gene Ontology annotation, biological process: neuropeptide signaling pathway. Lineage: Eukaryota; Metazoa; Hemichordata; Enteropneusta; Harrimaniidae. The record is from RefSeq and is a predicted model, not a curated record.
AUGGAUUUCACCAAUUUAAGCGAUUAUAACAGAACUGAAACAUACAGACCCGACCUACCGCCGUGGUUGUUUAAUUUCGUGAUCCCUAUAUUCUUCAGCCUCGUCUGCGUAAUAGGAUUGAUCGGCAACGGAAUUGUGAUCUACAUUAUACUUCGCUACCCAGGAAUGACAUCGCUGCCCAAUUUGUACAUCUUAAACCUGGCGUCUGCGGAUUUCCUUUUUCUACUCGGGUUGCCUUUUAUGACGUAUUUCAACACAACGAAGCGGUGGAUAUUUGGUAACGUAAUGUGCAAGGUAGUGAUGGGAAUCGAUGGUUCUAAUAUGUUUACUGGUAUUUUCACUUUGACUGCGAUGGCUAUUGAUCGAUACUUAGCUAUCGUUCACAUCGUUUGGUCUAAAAACUAUAGGACAGUCCGCAAAACUAAAGUGGUGUGUGCCGCGACUUGGAUCGGCGCGUUUACUGUCACGGUUCCGUUGUGGAUGUACUCAGCGACACAAACGUUCGAUGGAGUAACGGUCUGUAACGUCAUCUGCCCGGUGUUAGUCGGACAGCUGUUCAUUAUAUACACGUUUCUCUUUGGUUUCGUUCUACCGUUGAUAUGUAUUAUAACUUGUUACUGCAGGAUACUAAGAUACCUGACAAAUGGAAGAUCGCGUCAACGCCGACGACAGUUUCACGUCGGUAGAGUCGGUGCGAUGGUGCUGUUUUCAGUGAUUCUAUUCGUUAUAUGUUGGCUCCCUUUUUGGAUUAUAAGACUGCUGUUACUCUCUGAUGAUCACAGUCUAACGUUUGCAUUACAGGUCUCGUACUACGUCAGUGUAUUCCUGAGCUCCAUAAAUAGCUGUUUAAAUCCGCUAGUAUACGCGUAUUUCAAGCAAGAUUUCCAAGACGUGAUUAAACACUGCAUAUGUGAUUGCAAGUCACACGACGAAACGAUACCCAGGUUUCGCUGUUCAUCAUACUGA